AUGUCUUCGCCCAAGGACAACUUCGCUCAGGUUGAGCACAUAGAUCCUGACUCCAAGAUGGGCUAUGACGAGGCUGAGAAGCCCGCUGCUCGCGCGGCCAACGAUCGCGAGCAUACCCUCACUCUUCGCGAUAGUUUGAGGCUGUAUCCCAAGGCCAUUGCCUUCUCCCUGCUGUUCUCCACGGCUAUCAUUAUGGAGGGUUACGAUCUGAGUCUUCUGGGAAGCUUCUACGGUUAUGAUGCAUUCAAGCAGAAGUUUGGUAACGAACUCGACGCGAGCGGAAACUUAAUCAUCUCUGCCGACUGGCAAACAUAUAUCCAAGUCGGUGGCAUGUGCGGUCAGAUCAUUGGUCUUUACAUCAACGGUUGGGUCUCAGAUGCCUUCGGUUACAAGAAGACCAUGAUGGCUUCGCAAAUGCUCAUGAUCGGUCUUAUCUUCUUCCCCUUCUUUGCACCCAACCUCCACGUCCUCUUGGCCGGAAACAUCCUCCUUGGUCUCCCAUGGGGUAUCUUCCAGACCCUCACCCUCGCCUAUGCCUCUGACGUCGCUCCCGUUGUCCUCCGUCCCUACCUGACAGCCUACGUCAACUUGUGCUGGGUCAUCGGUCAACUCAUCGGUGCUGGUGUUCUCCGAGGAUUCAGCACCAUGGGAGGUGACUGGUCCUACAGAAUCCCCUUUGCUCUCCAGUGGGCGUGGCCUCCUUUCAUCAUGCUCGGUACUCUCUUUGCCCCCGAGUCUCCCUGGUGGCUUGUUCGCAAGGAGCGAUACGAAGACGCCAAGCGAUCCAUCCUUGCACUGGUCACACAGUGUGAUGUUCCCUUCGACGCCGACUCCCAGGUUGAGCUUCUCAAGGCUACCAACCAGAUGGAGAUUGAGAACUCUGCUGGAACCAACUACUGGCAUUGCUUCAUGCGCAGCGAUCUGCGACGAACAGAAGUUGCCUCAGUUGCUUACACUGCCCAAGCCCUCUGUGGUAGCUCUCUCAUGGGUUACUCGGUUCAGUUCUAUCUCGAGGCCGGUCUUUCACCCGAGCGAUCUCUCGACUUCAACGUCAUCCAAUACUCCAUCGGUGCCAUUGGUGUUGUCCUCUCUUGGGUCUUGAUGUCCCGCUUCGGUCGCCGUGACAUCUACAUCUGCGGUAUGGCAGCCCUCUUCUGUAUCCUCAUUGCAGUCGGAUCCCUUGGUUUCGUCAAGCACACCGAAAGCACUGGCUGGGCCAUCGGCAGCUUGCUCGUCGUGUAUACCUUUGUCUACGACAUGACCAUCGGCCCCAUUGCCUACACAAUCGUCGCAGAGAUCUCUUCCACCCGUCUCAAGGCCAAGACCAUCGUUCUUGCACGCAACUUCAGCAACAUUGCUGGUCUCGUCACCAACACGCUCAUGCCUCGCAUGCUUGGCCGGAACUCGUGGAACUGGGGUGCCAAGACAGGUCUCUUCUGGGCUGGAUGGUGUCUGUUGAUCUUCAUCUGGGCUUUCUUCCGUCUUCCUGAGCCCAAGGGUCGCACUUACGGUGAACUGGAUCUUCUCUUCGAGCACAAGGUUCCUGCGCGCAAGUUUGCCAAGACCCAGGUUGAUCAGUUCCCUGCUUCAGAUCGAGAGUCUGAGAAGGUUCAGACUGCUAAUUAG
This is a messenger RNA of Fusarium sp. VM40, 1626 nucleotides long. Lineage: Eukaryota; Fungi; Ascomycota; Sordariomycetes; Hypocreales; Nectriaceae. The record is from the annotation of a GenBank genome assembly.